AGCUCUCUACUAUUGAAGGAGAAAAAAACGCAUAUGGUAGCGGCGGCCUCCUUCGAUUUAGCAAGUCCAGCAGUGCGCUACACACGACGUCAUCGUCAAUGGCGACGAAGUCGCGUAAAAAAUACGGAAAAAAAUGUAUGAGUAUGGGACAAUCUACACUGACCGAAUGGCGAGCUGUUUGGUUGGUUGGCUGGCUGACUGGCUGUGGCUGGCUGGUAUUCAGUUCAAGAGAGUGUCAGUUUCAGUUCAAUAUCGGUCGUGAAUAGAAAUAGACAAAAACGGAGCGGCGCGUGCUGUGUCUCUCCAGGGUUGCGACGAGAAAGAACAAUAACAUCAGAGUAGUCUUUGCUGGAACAACAGACGUUUAAUUGUUGGAUGAAAAGCGACAGCGUUAUUGUUGAGCACGGGGGAAGGGUAACCCUGCAGGUGUUACUGGCGGGGGCGCGCGCGCGCGUGUGUGUGUUUGUAUUAAGGUUUCGUGUAUGCGUGUAAAUGUCAAGUUUUUCACGGUCGGUUGAACGUUUGGUGACGUAUUUUUCACCGUACGCGUGGUUAAGCUUUUCCAUCUUCCCCGAGUGAUCCGUCGAAUCGCAGUCGUUCUUUCGUUUUUUGACACGUUGACAAGGAGAUGGAUUCUCAGCUGCUGGAGCUGUUUCUAAGAUGAUAAGAAAGUCCAACCUAAAAACCCGACUUUUCAAGUUUUAGCAAUGAAGUUCCCCCAAACCAAUGCUAAAUAAUAAUAAAGCAAAUUAAGCGAAAGAUUUAUGCAUUCUAACCAUUCCGAAACGUAGCUUGAAGUCUCGAAAAAAAAAUUGGAAGCAAAUGGUGACAGUGUGUGAGUGCGUUGAAUUUCUACUACUACUACUACUACUACUACUACCACUACUAUCGCGAUCAUCUCGAUUGCUACGACUACGACUACAUGAGCAGUUUCAGCGGUAAAACGAAACAUCAAACUAAUCCGUCAACGUCAAUUGUAUCUGUGUAAGUCGUCAUCAGGCAAUCGUCGGAAAACGUCAAAUCGGAUUCGUCCAGGCGGCAAUGAUCGUCGCUAAAAUACCACUACUAAUAUAGAUCGUUCACAAAAACAACCUCGAUUCAUCCCUUCGAUUCAUCAUCGAAACACCAAAGCGCGUUCCGGAAGCAUUUGAAUGUCAUUGAGUUGUAUCUAGGUCACACGUUUUGAAGUCUCUACCAAACCGCCACACACCUAAAACAAAAACAAGAAGAAGUGCAAUUAUAGUGUUUUUAUAAAGCGAGAACAUCUAAGCCCUACUAAUACAAACAAACAAAAGAUUGCAAAACUAACGUUAUCUACUUCACCCCGACCGGCUCUUACCAUCAUUCGCCGUCACGUCACGCGUCUCCACCUUCUCAAGGUUUUACCACAAAGGAUUCCCAAUGUUAAAUAGCCAACAGCAAUCGCCGGCAGCCUCACAGCAGCAACAGCACCAACAUCAGUCACUUCACACGCCGAGUGGUCACUCGCCAGAUCGAACCGGCAGCAACAGCCAUAGCUAUUUCAUCUUCGAUGACCUAAGUUCGGCCCUGGCUGCCGAACGGAGCAAUCCGAAGAGUAGUGCCCAAAACUUGGUCCUGGCGGCCGCCGGCAAUAAUGAGAGUGUCAUUGCCAAGAUCAAUCAGAUCAACAGUACCCAUCACAGUGCGAACGCGGCAAGUGCUCGGGCUGGAUCCGGUACCGGGCUAUCCUCGCCAUCAUCCGCCACCGGAGGUGCAUCCUCGCAAACCUCCGUUUCAUCCGUAUCUUCAUCCAGCGGUACAGGAGGAGGAACCAUGUCCCAGCAGCACCAUCAAAUCAUGUCCGCACUGGCACAGCAAAAAUCACCCUUCAGUCAGCGAUAUUCGUAUGGCAACACUGUCGGUACCAACACUAGUGGUGCUAGCACUAUCAACAGUGCUGCCAGUCAAGCAUUCCAGAGUCAGCAGACUUCGUUCGCGCAGUUCGGAGCCUACGGGCAAUCGCAGUCUAGCACGCUGCUCCAACAAUCUCAGCAAGCAUCCUCUCUGCAACAGAAGACUGGUUUCGGUAAGUUCCCAGAUGCCUUCUCCGAUGGCCUUCGCCACGCCGAGAUGAUUUCACAUUUCAAUCAACAAUCUAACUCACCGAUCAUUUCAUCAGCAACCGGAACUACAAACACUACGACCACAACCAAUGGCGGCAGUGCAGCCAACAACGUUGAUAACUAUCACUUUAAAACACUGGUCCCGUCGGUGGCCGCCGGGGCUAUCAUCGGCAAGGGAGGCGAAACUAUUGCCUCCUUGCAGAAGGAUGCUGGAGCGCGUGUGAAAAUGUCCAAGGCACAUGACUUCUAUCCGGGAACAUCCGAACGCGUCUGUCUCAUUAGCGGCACAGUCGAUGGUAUAUUGACUGUGCUCGAUUUUAUCAUUGAUAAGAUUCGCGAGAAGCCCGACAUGACCAAGCCAUUAACCGAUAUCGACGCCAAGCAGGCGGCCGAGCGCGACAAGCAGAUCAAGAUACUGGUCCCGAACUCGACGGCCGGUAUGAUCAUCGGCAAAGCCGGGGCCUACAUCAAACAGAUCAAGGAGGAUUCGGGCUCGUACGUACAAAUAUCGCAAAAGCCGAAAGAACUCACGCUACAGGAGCGUUGCAUUACCAUAAUCGGCGAGAAGGACAACAACAAGAUUGCAUGCAAAAUGAUCCUGGCUAAGAUCGUCGAAGAUCCCUCAUCCGGUUCAUGCUUGAACGUAUCAUACGCAGACAUCAACGGACCGGUGGCCAAUUUCAACCCCACUGGUUCGCCAUUUGCCGCAUCACAGAAUCCCACUUUUAGCUCCAGUACCGCAUCAUUAAAUUCCACACUGGGCGGCGCUAUGCCCGGGGCUUCCGCGACCGGUUUACUGGUCAACGGCACCGGAUUGAAUCUGUCAUUAAAUCUAGGUGCACCUUCACCACAAACUAAUCCUACAGUUACCACACAAUUGCUUGAACAUAUUAAGGGUGCCAUGAGACAGUCCGGUUACUCCGACACGGCCACAAAUGAGGUACACGCUGCACUGUCCGUCCUCGCCAAGUACGGAGUGCUGGGUAUCGGUGUCGGUCUCCAAAACGGAACCCACACAGCCCCGUUGAGCUUCCUCGGUGUGCAAGAGUUGCAGCAGUCCUCGGCCGCAGCAGCAGCCGCCUCUGCAGCCAACAGUGUAUACGGAGCGGUGGGACAGCUGAAUCUGGAUUCGUAUCUUCACGGUGCUGGCACCGCGACACCUCGUACAUCCCUGGAACGCUACGACGCUACCUUCGAUCCGUUUCGGCAUCCGGGAACGCAGGCCGCCACACCGAUCUCCAUUAACAAUAAUGCCUUCGGGUUAACUAGUGCCAAUGCGCUAAAUGCGGCCGCCGCCGCCCAAUCGCUCGGAUCGCUCAGUAAGAGCCCAACACCGGCCGAGAUGAGCACCAGCAAGGAGAAGAACGUGGAGAUCCCCGAGGUGAUCGUUGGUGCUAUUCUAGGUCCCGCCGGUCGCAGCCUGGUUGAGAUUCAGCACCUGUCCGGUGCCAACAUUCAGAUCUCCAAGAAGGGUAUCUUUGCACCGGGCACUCGCAACCGCAUCGUCACCAUUACCGGUGCUCCGAAUGCCAUUAACGUUGCUCACUACCUGAUCGAGCAGCGGAUCCAGGAGGAGGAAGCAAAACGGGCCAUCCAAACGAGUACGGGAGCGGUUGGCAAAACCGGCCCGACCGUGGCCGCCGUUACACAGUAAACAGACCUACAUGCAGAAACAAAAAAAAACAUACACACGUACAUCAGGACAUGUACACGCGCAUUCUACACACAUCCAGACAGCCCCAAACCGUUUAAAGCAUGUGUGUGUGUGAUUGUAUUGGUUAGGUAUGUAACAACCGGAAAAUUUAGAAAGGAAAGAGAACGCAUAUGAAAUAAUAAUUAUAUUUCAAGUAAUUGUUAUUUUAGUAGGUAAUUAAAGAUUGAGAAGGAAAACUUUUAACUAAGUUUAGAGGAAAAGGAGGAAAACAACUAAACAAUAUAUGAUAGAUAAGUGAGGAACACAUACACACACAUUAUAGUCAGAAACGAAAUACAGACAUCAUAGCAACCUCACAUCUAAGCGAAUAGAUAAGUCCACGCGUUACACUGUUGUACGGGAUACAGCUCCGCACCAUCGUACUAACUUUUUGUUUCCAUUUAUAUCUGCUCAUUCAGUUAUUUUUUUUUUUUUUUUUGGAGUUCAUUUACAAUUUUUCUGUUUAGCUCUGUUUUUAUUUCGCUUAAUUUAAGAGAUGUUUUUAUUUAAGUGUUCAUAUUUCAUAUUAUGGGCCAGGCCUAAAGAUUUUUUAGCUGUUAGCAAAAUUGAUUGCGUAAACCGCGAAAAGCAUAUACAUCUUAGAUAGUACGUUUUUUCGAUUUCUGUGCGGGUAGAACUUGACUAGGAAUAAAAGUGCCCUGUACAAUAUAAGCACACACAUAUACGCAGACAAGCAGGAUUGAAUUUGGUUUUCAUUUCCUAGUUUGAUCGUCUCAUUUUGUCGUUAGUAGUGUCCCAGCAAAGCAUUGUUGAAUGUUAGCACACAAACAUACACAUACAUAAAUAAACACCCACACAAUCACACAGCGGAAGCUUGCAAUGUUGAUAUACAAAAAAAAAACCAUUGCGGAGAUGUGCAUAUAUACAUGUUGAAACGCAGUCAUAGUAUGUAAAGAAAAAGGUAGUAGAAAAGUAGGUAAUUGCGAAAGGGUAAAAUUUAACCAUUUUUACUAGUUAACGGUUAAUUUAGUGGACCUAAAGAGAAACAUUAUAUUUAACCUAUGAAGCGAAAGAUUUUAAAUUCUUCCUCCUUUCGUUUUUAUAAUUGUAACAAACGAAGAUUUGUUCAAACAAUUGUUGAUAUCCAUUUUUUUUCUUUUAUAUAUUUUAAUAAUCCACUACAUGAAACAAAAAAGGAACAUGUGCAAAGCUAUAACUUUAACUUGUUUUAGUGUUUAAAUGCAUCUGUUAUUCUUAAACCAAAAAGACGUUUAUUCUUCUUAAACCAUUUUACAGUUGCUAGUUUUAAAAACAACACACACACACAUACAUCCGCUAGAUUACAGCAUAAACACCACACGCUAUCUAAUCUCUAUUAUAAUUUCUCCGUUCGUGAACUAUUUAUAGCAAACCACAUCACUCGAUGGAAAAAAUGGAACACAUACAUUACAUGCACAUUUAUCGCAGCACACACACACAAACUCACAUCAGUUACCGAAAGUUAUACGUCACAUGCUACGCAGACAGACAAACGCGUCUACUAGCAAGCAAACGCGUUCGUUUGAAAUUUGUUGUCAUCAGUUUACAGGGUUGUUAUGGGGAGCGUCUCGUGUGAUUCUCAGUUCAAGUGUCACUCUAAAGUAAGAUUCCGUUUUGAAUAGCAAUAUGUGUUCAACCAGCGAAUUACGACUGUACUCUCAAUUAAAAUUUUUGAUACUUUGGCCAUCGCUUAUUUUAUAGAUAAGCUUUUGAGAAACUGUGGUAAUUUAAUUGCAAUCUAUUUGAGUUUGUGUGAAGCCAUAAUAAGCCAACAACUAGAAAAAAAACAUGAAUAACCACUUACUGCGGCUGUUGAAUAGUUUUUGGAGUAAUAGAAAGCAAAUGAGCAAGUUCUAUAAUUUCUUUUCACUUCUUUCGAUGGAAUAAUUAAGAGUAUGCCGUAGGAUAGUGUGUUGGAGCCCUUAUUGGUUAUAUUUUACGUCAAUAACAUCAGCAGGUGUUUAGACGCAUGAAAAAUUGUUUGUAGAUAACUCCAUAUUGUAUUGGUCUGGCGACAAAAUUGAGUAAGCUGUGGCUAAAGUAAAUGAAGAUUUGAAAGCUACCUGAAAUCAAAAAAGAAAUGGAUGGUCAUCACGAAAACGAAGCUGUAACCCGCAGGUACCUAGUCCUAUUCGCAGUCACAACACACCUUUAUACCUCGCGGCGAACAUCGUUAUCACAUGUCACUAAUUUUCCAAGAUAUUUAAUGUAGUCCACAAACUCGUACCGUACCUCAGUCAACUUGGAACCAACAUAGUUUGAUCUGUUUCGUUCUCUACCAGGUAGCAUGUACUUUGUCUUGCCAGUUUGUAGUUAUUCCCUUCAAAAAUCAUGAAAAGACCUCUUCCACUGCUCUGCGAUCGACUCCAAUGACGUUGAUGUCGUUGUAUUCUUUAUUGUAUGAGAUGGGACUUGAACAUUGUAAAGACCAGAUGAAAUUAUUAUUAUUAUUCCUACACGGAUUUUCGAUCGAACACUUUUCAUCUUGUUCCGUACAAGUGUUCAUCACAUUUUUAGAACGCCACUCCCAGUCUUUUUGAAGACCAACUUCACGUUCGAUGGGCCUAAGUUGAGGGCAGUUUGUUAGAUUGACAUCUUUCUCGGCGAAAUCUAUACCCUUCCGAGUUAUUUUGGUAUCCUGCUCCGACGAUAAAAAUCAGCAAAAAUAGAGGACUGCUUCAAAAUAAGACAGAAAUAAAAAAGGGCCACGAUUUCUGAAAUUUCAACGGGUGCUUCUCAUACAAAGGAAGCAACCACUCCAGCGGACGCUGGGAUGGAUAUAUCUCCGCAUUUUCAGUACCAGUAUUGUGAAAAUUUUGCCAUAAUUUCCAUACUUGAAUCAAUCUGUCCAAAUCGCUUACAUCGAAACCCUGCAACGUCAGUGUAAUAUUGUGGACCUGCAGGAUUUGUGAGGCCUCCUACACAUAGGUCUCGUCCCCCAUCUAAAUGCAUGCAUCGGGCUACCGAAAAUCUCGCGAAUACAAUAUCCACUUUGUUUGGUGAUUGUACGCUUUUUAUAGGCCCUCGGGUUUUUUCGUUUCUUGAUACGUUGAAUCAGUCCAACGCCAGUUCCCACUUUAUUAGUCAAAUCACGUAUCGACAUUGAUUUAUUCUUCCUAAUUAGAGAUAUCACUUUCUAGCGUCCGGGUUUUUUUGCAACAUCUGGCAGUCCAUCCAAAGAAUAGUGUUCUCCAAAGUUGUUAAUGGUGCAUUCAAUGUUCACGUGAUGAAUUCCAAAACGUCAUCUGGCUUUUCACUUAGUUAUGUUUCAAAACCUUAAUUUUCAUGUAAUUUUCAAAGUGCGACAGUUUGGAAAUAGAGAAACCGUAAAAAGGUAAACAAGUGAACGAUGUAAUUCAAACGCACAGCCUACGGUCAGAUGGAUCAACUAUGAUCUUAGCCUGUCAUUCUGACACCACAAAGGAAAAAAACGCACAGCUUGCUGUGAUACAGUCCUUAUAUAGAAAAUUGGCACAGCUGUUAAGUUCAUCAGCAUUAAAUACAUACAAGUCUUUAUUAUUCAAGAAAAUGGGCAAAUUCCAAAUGCUAGCCAUUCAAUUGGUACGACGGAAUCGAUCACGUAAAUGUACCCGUUGGACGGAGUUGAUCUACAAACGGGUGGUCGAAAUUGACAUCAACGAAGUUGACAGAUUGUUGUAAAUUAUAAGUUCAUUUCGUACGAAUGGUGCGAAAGGAUAACGCUUCCAGCCACGGUGAUAAGGACUGCACUGAAUGAUGCUCAGAUCGGACGAUGAAUGUCGCUGGAGGGCGACCAGUUACUUGUCAGAAGAAUUUGAAGAAGGAAGUAGAGUAACUCGGUUGUGGAAUUGGAAAAUGAGAAAACAAUGUUUUAUUAAAUUAAUUAUCUACUUUAAUUCUAGAUUUCAAGAAACGUAAACGAAUUUUUUUCACAAGUAUGCACAGCAAAGGAGUGGUAAGGGGCAAUGGAGCUGACGGCUGUUGUUGAAGAAUUAUAAGGACAAUACCAAGCUUGUAGGAAGAUUAUGUUCGAUGUUUAGUUGAAUGAGCAUUCCAAAAGUGCCCAGAAAAUAUAUUAUUUGUAUGAAUGCGAAUCGUUCGAAUUCUUUGUCCUGCUUUAAUCGUACUUUUUGCCAGGAACGCGUUCAGCAGGUGUCAAGCAAUGACAGAGAGAGAGAGUAAAAUUGAUAUGGAAGUAGAAGUACCGUCAGUGCAGAAUACCAAUAAAACAUUCAUAAUCGAUCGUUUUGAUAAAACUGUUACAAUCUGAAAGGAAAUACGUUUCCGCUUUUCGAUAUUGGGCUGCAGAUGAAUGGCGAUUUAUGUUUCGAUAACAACAGAUCUCUAUCACCAUUAGUUUUUUUGCUGCGAAGCAUUUCAAAUCACAAUUGAAUCGGUAACCGAAUUUGAAACGCACAAUCCAACAGUCGAAAUAAUUUCAUUGGAAUAAACCUUCGCUCUUGAAAUACGAAAAAAUAACAAGUAACUGGCGAAAUAGCUCUUUCUGGCACUGACAAAUAUUCAUAGUUGAAAAACUAACCGAUCUUUCGGCUCAACAUCAUGACAGUUUUGUCUUUUUCGCUUGAGGCCGAAGAUGGCUAAGUUUUGAACCUAACUGCUAUCGAAUCGUUUGUUUACGAAGCCAGUUUCGAACUUAGGUUAUGCGAAUCUAACCUAACCUGAAAUAUACUUACAAUUCGCUUACACCACCACCGUUCUGGGAAAACCAAACUCAGUUCCAUUGAAAACAUUGUUUAUAAGCAACUAAGCUGGGUUUGUUUUCAGGUUCCCAAGCGAAAAAGACAUUAGUGAACUGCAUCAGAUGGCGGCCUUGUCAAAAAAUAGGAUCCUUUUUCGGGCGUUUUCAUUCAGCGUCCACUUCGGUACUCUAUUUUUGCUUCCAAGUUCAUCCUCUACCGAUUCGUUGCAGUCUAACAUCAGUUCUUAAAUGUUCAAAAUUGGUUGGCUAAAAUUGACGAAUAUCAACUUCAUUUCACGUCAACGCAAUACUUCAAUCGGAUAAUUAGCACCAUUGGAUUUUUGCCAUGAAUCCCGGCUCUUGUGACUAAUAGUUUCCAUUUGCCGCGUGAACUACAAACAUAGCUGUGGUAACUUCCCUGACCGUAUGUCCAUCCUAGAGACCACACAUAGGUCCUUCUUCAACUUUCUGUGCGAUCGAUCGUUAUUUUAUGUUGUUUUUUCGUUCUCAGUUGUUGGGAAAGUGUCAUAAAUAGAAAUGAUAACAAACGGCUUGCUUUGAUCAGAUAACGUCGCCAGAUUCAAUCAUGUUCAAAUAUUGCAAAUCGUCCAGAGGAAUCGUUGGGUAGUCAAAGAUAAUUAUUUGAUAAGUUAAUUGUAUAGAACCGCCAUAUGUGAUGAUUAUUUUUAGACCGAUAGGUAAUGUAUACCUUUGGUUCGAUUUUCGUAAUGUAAAAGAAGUACUACAACUUUACUCAUUGGAUAAAUUUAAUCAAAAGGGCACAAAGGAUGUAAAAAUGACACAUUUAAUCAUGUCGUCUAGAAGUUGCUUAGAGGUCCCAUGUAAAAUUCAGAGAGUGGGAUGGCUUAGAAUGAACUUAAUUUUUAUCCGAUCUUUUGAUUACUUCGGUUGAUCAAAAGAUUGGGAAAACACCAAUCGCAGAAAAUGGAGUUAACUCAAUUAUAGAGUCCAACAAAUCUUCCUAAAUCGAUGUAAUAUUCGGAUUCUCGUUUUAAGAAUUCGUUCCAAAUUUUUGACUUCCUGUGAUUUUUCAUACUUUGAGAAAUUUUGUGUGAUACAUCUUAGACGUAAAUACGUCGAUUCGAUGCAUAAAUCAUUCACUAUCAAAAGACUUGAAUGAAUCGAUCAAUUUGCGUUAAACUACUCGAAAUCUUAAAGACGUUAGCGGAUAUUGAACCCGCGCUCCCGUAGCAACCCUGCAACUUAUAAAACAAAACAUACUUUUUUCUUUCCCAACACAGUUCAACAAUUAAAAAAAAACUAUAGACAAUUACCAUUAAACGUUAAUAAUCUAGUUUACGUUACGCGAUAAAAGCAAAUAAAAAUACACAACAGUGAUGUGAGAGAGAACACCCAAACAGAAACGCUCUGUGUUCGUGUAAAGUUGUUAGCCAAAAUAAAGAGUAUAAGCAAAGGAACGAAUUAAAUGGAAAAUAUACGGGAUUAAAAAAAAGAUUACCAACAGAAAAAAAAAUUAUCAAACUUGCAAUUAUUUUAGUUUUUAGUAUCAUUCAUCUAUCGCAUCGCCGCAAAUAGUUUUCCUGUUUAAUGAUCCGUCGAACAGAAUUGCCCUUUUGUGUGUGUUUUAGGGGACAUGUCAGGGACAAAACCGAUCCGGUCAGUGAGAGCAUUUGUAAUCUCGGUUUAUUCAGUUCAGACUACCAUUGUAAGAUCAGGCAAGAAUCACACAACACACAAUAAAAAGAAAAAUACGCGAGGAAAAAACAUAGAUGAUAGAUGAUAAGAGAAUAUUUUUAGGAGAUAGUUCAACUUAAAGUUUGUUUCGGGAUGAGUUAUAGGAGAUAUAAUACAAAAAGGAGACAGAUGAAAACAAUUCCGGAAGCCUACUUGCAACACAGAUAGUACAAUGUUACCAACAUUACUAGGACGCUGAACAUGUUCAGACCAUUCAGCGUAGGGGAAAAUUCUUUAGAUCAAUUCCCUUUGCCAUUCGUUUCUGAGGUUGAGUUCUGUACCCAUCGUAAUCCUCAUUAAUCAUUUUGACUACUAACCGACAAAACGUCGAAGCAUACCGAAGCAGUUGUUGAAGCUGGAAUCAACCGACCGUUCAAUACGCUUGGUGGGUAAGUUAAGUUGGUGAAUUGCCAUCCGAAAUAGAAAUAUAUAUAUAUGAUAACAGUUCUAGCUUUAGGUACACAGACAAAGUUACAUAUGUAUAGGCAGUGAAUCCAGAGGCAUACUAAAGAAUCCCCUCCCUUUGCAGAAACACAGUGACAAACCAUAGUAGUGAAAUAAAAUGAAAAAAAAACUGUUUGUAUUCAAAUUGAAAAAAAAAACGUUGUGAUGGUAGACAAUUCUAUUGCUGUUAUUCGUUGGAGUAUGAAGUACAUACCAUAGAGUUAGAAAACAGCAGAAAAUAGCUGAAUUUCUUAAAAGGGAAGAGUACUUGCGAAUAUAAAAUAAAAACAAUCAUUUUAAUUUUAAAAGCAAAACUAAUGAAACGAUUGGACUAGCAUCUCGUUUGAGUCAUAAAUAUCCUUCUAAUUCUGUUCAAUUUUGUUUCCCAAAAUCCCAUCAGCUUCCAGAGGUUGACGAAUUUUUUUUGUGUGUGGAUAUUUUCAUUUUCUUUUCGGAAAUAUUGGAAUGUGGCUAUGACUAAUAAAAACAAACUAGUGCUUAGUUUGUGUUAUAAUUUCUUUCGAAUUUUUUGUAUUUUUUCUCCUAAACUGCAGUUAUUCGCCAGCUUCCAGAAGGUUGAUAACAUGCUCUUUCAUAUGAAUGUUUUCGGAUACAUUGGAUACGGCUGAAACCUGAAAUUAAAAAGAAAAGCUUAGGUUAUUGUUUUACUUUCAAAUUUAUGGAAAUUAAAGUACCUAUACAUGUAGUAAUAAAGUCAAACAAAACAAACAAGUCAUUCAUUACAAACAAAAGAAAAACUAUUUAAACAACUAUGCAUGCAUAACCAUUACACAGAACAGAAUUAGGCCAUUUUAUAAAUUUUAUCCCAUAACGAGAGAAUUAAAUUAAAUAAACUACGUGUGCGAAUCCAGUCUAAGAGAAAAAAAAACAAAAUGUUAUUUCAACAAAGAGCAAAGUCUAGUAUCUCACUUUCAACUGUCCCGUUUUCUCCAGCGGUCGAGCCCGACUUGAAGCAAAAGUACUCGCAAAAUCGCCUGGAGCGAUCAAGGAACAUCGGCCAUAUUACCAGCAACAGAAAUGCAAACAAUGGGGAAAUUAUAUCACGGAAAAUCUAGAAGUAAUGUCAAAUCAAACUAGCAUGAUGAGAGUUAUGACAAACUGCAUUUGCAGGCAGAAAACUGUAUUUUUAUAGAAUGACUAACACGCCGAAUUCGUUUAUCAAAAAACCACUUUAAACUCUUUGUAUCCCUCUUUAUAAGAACCAGUAAGCAGCAACAAUAAAAAAAGCAAAAUUCUUAUAACUAUUUAUAUUCGUGAGACGGGAGUGGAACAAUGGUACAUGAGAAAUUAUUUUUAAAAUCAAGAUAUCAACGUGCGAAAGGUCGCGCGCUUCAUCCAGCCAAGUCAACCCGCUUGUCCCAUACUUAUCUCAUUGUUCUUCGACACCCAUGUCACAGUUUGCUUAGUCAGAGCGGGGAAGUCAAGAAAAAGCUAUUAUUAAAACAUAGACAAUACCUAGCGGAAGCAUAAAUAUUCCCUAAACUCGGCUUAUCCGGACUCGAUGCAGUUAAUUUCCCCCUGAACGCACGUUUUUGAGUAGGCGAGAUCAGUCUCGGAAUUUAUAGUUCCUUCAAGGAGUUAAACAACGUUGCAUUCUGUUGUUCUACUGUAGGCGAAAACGUAAAUUUUUAACAGUGCACCACUUUGCAAGCGAACCUGGGGAAUCCACUCUCGGAUAAAUAGUGAAAAUAUUGUAAUAAACGAAACAAACUUGCACUAUCUUCUCGAACAGUUAAUUAAACCAAUUAAAAAACUCUUCCUGUCAUCCCUUUCAUGUUGUUUUUUAAUCAUUAUAUCGAAUUAAAUAUAUUAAAACAAAAACAGUAAACAAAUAGAUAGUGUGAAAAUGUUUUUAGGAAUGGGAAGUAAAGUGUUGUUUAUCUUAGAAAUAAAACAAAUACAGACGAAAUCAGUUAGACAAGAAAUGUAAAAAAAAAAUCAAAUUUUUAGCAUGCUGCAACAAAGAUUCAUAGAAAUGCGAAUGAAAAAUCUUACUUAUAAGUGAAAAAACAAAAAAAGAAUAAUUACUAGAAAUAAUCAUAACACUUUAAACAGUUACCGUUCAGAACCCUUUCAAAAUACAACAGUAAAGUAAUAAAAUCACCAGCUCAUUUGUUUUCCUUCACAGCUCAUCACAUCCAUUCUGCUCAUAUAACCUCCUUCAGAACACCAGCUCACAUCGUUUCUAGCUUCAUUGCAAUUGCUCACGACAUUCCAUUCGUUUUCCGUUGGGUUCACCUCCUCUCAUUCUCGUGCCAAAACGCACGCAGCACUCACAUCGAUUUAAACUUAGCAUCUGUGGCUCUCAUAUAUCUUAGUUUUUCUCGUAUUUCAUCUCGUUAAAUUUGUAACACCAACACCGUGUAUCGCCCACCCUGAAUCACCUGUCGUUCUAGCUGGCACAUUCACACACAAACUCACAACCAAACAGUUAGACAAAAACACGUUGCAAAUGUAAUACUGGAAAAAAUCUCGACAAACAUAUGAUUACGGCCUAAAAGCCAACUGUCAAAAUCCACUUUGAAUGGAAAUUCCAGACAAACCGUUACGCGCCAAUCACAGAUGUUUAUAGUAACCAAAAGAGAAAAGUUUUCUCUUUCAUUAACCGUAUUGAACUGUGUUCGGCUAGUAACGGUUUGUUCGGAAUUUCCAUUCAAAGUGGAUUUUGACAGUUGGCUUUUAGGCCGUAAUCAUAUGUUUGUCGAGAAAUCAACUAAUUUACUAACAAAACAAAGCAAACCGCACUUCUGGAAGUCAGCAUUAACUACCCAAUUCAGCACACUUACAUACCUAACUAACAAAGCAGCACGGAAAAAUUGGACGCCCGUGACAAGAGAAACAACAAAGUAGAGGAGAGCGAAAAAAUAUGUCUAACAAAUAAAAAGAAAUUCGAUCCGUCAACAGCAAAUAAAAACAAACAAUUCAUAUUUAUACAUUACAAAUCAGACAUAUUUAGGCGGGCGGGCUAUUCACGGUUACAGAGAAGAGACUAAGAAAAAGAGUAUAAAAAAGAAAUAAAUCGCACUCGAGGCGCUGGGAAAUUAGUUCAAUUACAAUUAAAUUUAAAGUUAUAAUCGUAAAAGAUGACAAAACAAAACGAAACAAAAAAAAACCUAAAGCCGAAUGCAGGCCGAAAAGUCGAAGAAAAAGAAGAAACACAAAAACUGAUUAUUAACUAGUAAAACUAGACUAACAGAAACAAAAAAAAAAUUCGGUGUGGUUGGAAGUCGACGAAGGUGCAGCAAACGACUACUCGGAGCGGGGGGAAAAAUUCAGCCAAGCUGAAACCGGACAUGGUAGGAAAUGAGAUGACGGAACUGAUGCGGGGAUGGGGAAAUAAAUAAACAAAAAUCGAGCUAACGAUGUCGACAAAUGCGGAUAUGGCGUGGAAAACUUUGUUAAAUAAUGUUUAAUAUUUAAAUAUCAAAAAAAUAAAAAUAAAAAUUAUAUUGAAAAAUAAAAAAAUAUCAACAUAUG
Messenger RNA from Topomyia yanbarensis, 14113 nucleotides. RefSeq names its product RNA-binding protein Pasilla (gene pasilla). Gene Ontology annotation, cellular component: nucleus; cytoplasm. NCBI's taxonomy places the organism in Eukaryota, Metazoa, Arthropoda, Insecta, Diptera, Culicidae. The coding region runs from base 1402 to 3738 and encodes 778 amino acids. The record is from RefSeq and is a predicted model, not a curated record. Gene Ontology annotation, molecular function: mRNA binding. The transcript is spliced from 7 exons. Gene Ontology annotation, biological process: regulation of alternative mRNA splicing, via spliceosome; mRNA splicing, via spliceosome.